UCCAUACACACAAGAAAUUACAUUUUUCUUCAAAAGAGAUGGUGAACUUGGUAGAAGCACAGAAGCCAUUGUUACAUGGCCUAAUGAAAUUAGCUGGAAUCAGACCUCAUAGUAUAGAGAUAGAACCAGGCACAAUUAUGAAUUUUUGGGUUCCUUCUGAAACUAUAAUUCAAAAAACAAAGAAAAACAAAAAAAUCACAACCACUACUCCUCUCUCCAACAAUCAAUGUGCUAUUUCCCCUGAAUCCACCACCGAACCCGACCCGAACAAACCCGUAGUCGUACUAAUCCACGGCUUCGCCGGCGAAGGAAUAGUGACGUGGCAAUUUCAAAUCGGUGCAUUAACUAAAAAAUACUCUGUUUAUGUACCGGACCUACUUUUCUUCGGCGGAUCAGUUACGGAUAGUUCCGAUAGAUCGCCGGGUUUUCAAGCAGAGUGUUUGGGAAAAGGGUUAAGGAAAUUAGGCGUGGAGAAUUGCGUAGUGGUUGGAUUUAGUUAUGGAGGAAUGGUAGCGUUUAAGAUGGCGGAGAUGUUUCCAGAUUUAGUUGAGGCGUUGGUGGUGUCUGGAUCGAUAUUGGCGAUGACUGAUUCGAUUAGCACUACGACGCUUAAUGGUUUGGGAUUUUCGUCUUCGUCGGAGCUGCUGCUGCCUACUUCUGUUAAGGGUCUUAAGGCCCUGCUAAAAGUGGCUGCUUAUAAGAAGCUUUGGUUCCCUGAUCGUCUUCAUAGAGAUUUUCUCGAGGUAAUGUUCACCAACAGAAAGGAAAGAGGAGAGCUGCUAGAAGGCUUGGUGGUGAGCAACAAAGACACAACUAUUCCAAAUUUUCCACAGAGAAUACAUCUCCUCUGGGGUGAGAAUGAUCAAAUUUUCAAUUUGGAGCUUGCUCAGAACAUGAAACAUCAACUGGGUGAGAAGACUACAUUUCAUGGCAUAAACAAGGCAGGCCAUCUGGUUCACCUAGAACGACCUUGCGUUUAUAACAAGUGUCUCAAGCAGUUCCUUACAUCCCUGCAUGCAGAAAAAGCCCAAAAGUGAAGGACAGUACUGCAAAGUUCACUAUCGUAAUAUCAUGCAACUUUUUGUCUAUGAAAAGGAAAACAACUAUGUGUUUCCUCUGUAAUAUUAGUUACUAUGUAAUUUGGGUUCAAAAUUUGAAAUUGUUGUCUUAAACAAAUAUAUACAAAUAUGUAUUGCAAAUUGCAGAUGUUAGCUCCAUAA
Molecule: messenger RNA, 1220 nt
Organism: Solanum verrucosum
Lineage: Eukaryota; Viridiplantae; Streptophyta; Magnoliopsida; Solanales; Solanaceae
Molecular function (GO): catalytic activity
Source: RefSeq, a predicted model, not a curated record